This is a messenger RNA of Rotaria socialis, 324 nucleotides long. Lineage: Eukaryota; Metazoa; Rotifera; Eurotatoria; Philodinida; Philodinidae. The record is from the annotation of a GenBank genome assembly.
AUGAGUAUGGAAGCACAGUUCUACGAAGCAUUACGUCGGCAACGCGUUAUUGAUCGACGACAAUCAGUUGGAGUUUCGAGACAAGUUCAACAGCCUAAAUAUCAACCACGAUAUAUUCCAGUUGGCUCACUUCGACAAGACGAUAUGCACGUGCCAUGGACAUUUAACCCUUUGCGUCGUACUAAACUAUCUAACAGUGAUCAAAGUGUAUUUAAAACCGAGCAAAACAAUCAUCCACAUCGAGUGCCAUCAAGCCAACGAUAUAUUAUGCAUGGAAAACUUCAUAAUCGAUUUUCGUCGAUGAACUACAUUCAACAAUGGUAA